AUGAAGACCGCCGCCCUUUUGUCCCUCCUACCCCUCGCGUCCGCCAAGGUCCUCUGGGACGGCCGCUUCAACGACCUCUCCUCGUCCACGGACCUCAACAACUGGUCCUGGUCCAACCAGGUUGGCCCCUACCAGUACUACAUCCACGGCUCUGGUGACGUGGCAAAGUACGUCAACCUGUCGCCCUCGUACAAGAACCCCAGCGACGCGGCAUCGAAGCAGGGAGUCAAGAUCACGCUCGACAGCACGGCCUACUGGAACGGCCAGAAUAUGCGUCGUACCGAGCUCAUCCCUCAGACCAAGGCCGCCAUCGCGUCUGGCAAGGUUUGGUACCACUUCAGCAUCUCGCGCAAGGACGUCAACGCUCCAAGCGUCUUCCGCGAGCACCAGAUCGCCUUCUUCGAGAGUCACUUCACCGAGCUCAAGAGCGGAUGGAUCAGUGGCGAGCAGGGCACCAGCAACAACAACUUGCAGUUUAUGGUGCAGGGCAAGAGUCUCUGGAAGACCGAGUGGAAGCCGGACGUGUGGCACAACGUUGCCUAUGAGAUUAACUUCUCCAGCGGAAGUGUUGGCUUCUGGCACUCUGAGGGCAGCGCACCCCUGCAGCAGGUUGUAGCUCCGGUCUCUGCCUCGACUUCGUCCAAUGGCCAGGACUGGCACCUGGGCGUUCUCGAACUGCCUCGCAGCGGCUACUCCGACACCAACGAGGACUUUUACUUCUCCGGUGUCUACGUCGAGGACGGUGCCAUCACCACCUCCGUCACUGGACCAGGUAGGCCCCAACAACACAGGCCAAGAUGUCAAUGA
This is a messenger RNA of Colletotrichum graminicola M1.001, 807 nucleotides long. RefSeq lists its product as uncharacterized. Lineage: Eukaryota; Fungi; Ascomycota; Sordariomycetes; Glomerellales; Glomerellaceae. Bases 1 to 807 code for a protein of 268 amino acids. The record is from RefSeq and is a predicted model, not a curated record. The transcript has 2 exons.